UUCUCAUCGCUCAUCUACCAAACCAAAUGUCUGUUGACUGAUUUACACAACAUUUUAAUCGUCGUCCCACAUUUAUUUAGUUUUUCUUUUUCAACUUCCGAAAAAACAUACGAUUUUAAUAAAUUAUAAAAAUAAUAAUUAACUCUCUCGCCGUUUAAUUGUUACAAUCUCACGGUUGGUAUUUGUGUAAGUUAUAAGUUUUUAUUUUAAUACUUAAAAAGAGAUCAAAGUUCAAAGACUGCAUACAAAGUAACAUUUUAAAACGUAGAAAAAUACUGAAUUAAUUUCCAAGUGAAGUUAAAAAAAAAAUAAGUAAAAAACAAAAACUUCAAACAUGUCUGGGGAAAAUAUUGUAAUUGAUGAUAGUUCUACCUCCUCAAGUUCCAACACUGAGGAAUCUGCGUCUUUCAUUGCUUCGGUUAUAAAUGAAAUCAUCUACAGUCCCAUGAAUUUGGCUCUUGUAGCCGUAAUUGCAUUCCUCGUUUAUAAAAUAAUCAAAGACCGAAUUGAAGUCCCUCACAGCGAUGUUAAGCCACCACAACCUGAACUACCAAAACUGCGAAGAGACUUCACAAUUCAGGAGUUGAGGGCAUUCGAUGGCAAUCAACCAGAUGGAAGGGUUUUAAUUGGUGUAAAUGGAAGUGUAUAUGACGUCACCAAAGGAAAGAAUUUCUACGGACCAGGUGGACCAUAUGCUUCGUUUGCUGGUCGCGAUGCAUCAAGAAACCUGGCAACAUUCAAUGUAACAGCCAACGACAAUGAUGAAUACGAUGACCUUAGUGAUCUUAAUGCCAUGGAAAUGGACUCCGUCCGAGAAUGGGAAAUGCAAUUCAAAGAAAAAUACAUCUACGUUGGACGUCUUCUGAAGAAAGGUGAACAACCAACCAAUUAUUCAGAUGAAGAUGAAGACGCAACAAACGAUAAACAAGAAAAAUCCGAUGAAGCACCAUCAUCCCCUGCUGCUGCUACCGAUGAUGAGGGAUUAAGAAAACGUACCACCGCUACCGCUUCCGCUGCACCUGCCUCUGCCGCUACUCCAGUUGCUAGCGAAUCCUCUAAAGUCGAGGAAGUUAAAUAAAGCACCAACCAGAAGUCUGAAGCUGGGUCCAACAACCGCUGAAAGCUUCAAAUUUAUUUUAAUGAACAAAAAUUAGUGAAUUAAGAUUCAUUUUUCAUAGAAAAAAAAAACAAAAACAACAAACAAAACUAUCUUACCCUAGUUUUGACUUAAAAUCUGAGACACAACAACAAAAAAUAAAUAUAUAUUGUUUCAAAUUUUGAGAAAAACAUGGCUUUAGUUUUCAUAUGUAAGCAAAUUUACAACAUUUUUCCUUAAUUUUGAUUUCUUUGUUUUAUACAUUUAAAAAAAAAAUAUUGUUAAAUUUUCUUAAUUUCCAUUUUUUUAUUAAAUUACAUAAAUAUAUAUAUUUGCAUAACAAACAAAAAUUACUAAAAAGAAAGAGAGAUGUAAAAAAGAUUGGAAGAGAAAAAUAUUUACUAUACCUUUACUUAGAUUUUAUCAUUUUGCAAGGAUUUUGUUUAAUUUUGUUUUUAUUUUUCAUUUUAAUUUUGUGUUUUAAUUAAUUCUAGUUAUGUUUUAUGUACACACACACAUUCAACACCCUCGAGACUUAUUAAAUAUUGUACACAUUCACAUUAAAAUUCCUUCGAAUGUGUGUGUUUGGGGGGCACUUUUAAUAAUUUUCUAUUGAAAACCUAAUACUUAAAAAAAAGAAAAAACAAAUAAUAUAAUAAUAAAACUUUAACGAUAAUUGUUUAUAAGAACAUA
Molecule: messenger RNA, 1789 nt
Organism: Eupeodes corollae
Lineage: Eukaryota; Metazoa; Arthropoda; Insecta; Diptera; Syrphidae
Product: membrane-associated progesterone receptor component 1-like
Exons: 3
Coding region: 335-1078 (247 amino acids)
Cellular component (GO): membrane; endomembrane system
Source: RefSeq, a predicted model, not a curated record